CUCAAGAAGAAGAGGAAGACGAACAGGCGGCGAUCGAAAGUAAAAAAAAGAAAUACUACCGCUAUGGCUGAUGAAAUCGCCAAAGCGCAGUCUGCACAGCCUGGAGGAGAUACAAUUUUUGGUAAAAUAAUCCGCAAGGAAAUUCCGGCCAAAAUAAUAUAUGAAGAUGAGCAGUGCAUAGCUUUCCACGAUGUGGCUCCCCAGGCCCCAACUCACUUUUUAGUUGUCCCAAGAAAGCCGAUUCCUCAGAUUUCUAAAGCAGAGGACAGCGAUGCUGCUCUCCUUGGACACCUCAUGAUUGUUGCCAGGAAGUGUGCAGCACAGGUGGGAUUACCCAAAGGCUACCGAAUGGUGGUCAAUGAAGGCCCAGAUGGGGGUCAGUCUGUCUACCAUGUCCAUGUUCACGUCCUGGGAGGCCGUCAGAUGGGCUGGCCUCCUGGCUAACGUGUCCCUGAUUCCCCAAUCCAACGUGUACAACUGUAAUUCUGUCUUGUUGUUAGUCAAACGUUCACUCAAAUGUGACAUUAAAACCAUAUGCCAGGUGUGUAGACUCAGUAUGGGGGAAAAUGCCCAUAUAAAAUAAAAGCACUUCAUAAAAGUC
Chanos chanos (milkfish) is the source of this 601-nucleotide messenger RNA. It is a transcript of the gene hint1, whose product is annotated as histidine triad nucleotide binding protein 1. Bases 64 to 444 code for a protein of 126 amino acids. The record is from RefSeq and is a predicted model, not a curated record. Lineage: Eukaryota; Metazoa; Chordata; Actinopteri; Gonorynchiformes; Chanidae. Gene Ontology annotation, molecular function: catalytic activity. The transcript has 3 exons.